UUUUGGUCAGCAAUGGAUCCCAACACCACUAAUGGGUUUUCGUGACUUGUUGCAGGAGCUGCAGCGGGUUCCGGUGGAGAUAUUUUGUUCUGUCAGGAAGUUUGACGUAUUCGGUUGAAGACCGUUUCUUGGUUUGUUUUUGUUGUGAAAAGUCGCGGGCUAGCUAACUCUAUCGCCAGUAACCCUGGAAAAUACGUUAUAUUAUAACCUUGGUUAAGCAUGACUUGUUAAACAUUCUUAUUUUAGAGUUUGAGAAGUCUUUUUAAGGAUUAUAAUCAGACAGUAUUCCUCUAGUGGUUCUUAACGGUUGCUUUUACUUUUUCUGAAACGUCUCGACUGAGUCAAAACUAUCGCGUCGCACGUUGAAUAUAUUUUAUCAUUACAUGUUCGUUAGGCCAGUAGGGCCUUUGGAGUGUUUUAUGUUAGGAGGCGACAUAUAUAUAUAAUACUGAACUCUCUAUCUGUUCUCAAUAAUAUAUUGAAGUAAAAUUAGGCAACAAAGAAAAGGGAAAUCUGAAGUUUUAUCAGGAAGACAGGCUCUUAUAAUCACGGAAACUACAGUUUUCCCUUUGGAGAGCUCAGGAAUGGAUUUAAUAAAAGCUAAAAGGCAACUGUUACGCCACAUUUGGUAGAUUUUUAUCUUUUAUAUAUAUAUAUAUAAGUUUCAGCUUAAAGCCCCCCCAAAAAAAUCAUGUUUUGGAAAUUCAAGUUUUCCAAAGACCCGAGGCUGCAGCGGCCUCAGCAGGAACAGUUAGAUUUAAUGCUUUCUGUAUAGAAAGAUAUUGUGUUUAUCUUACAUUUUUUUUAAAGAUACCCUUAUAGACUCUGUUAGUGAGUUAAAACUCUGUGAAAGAGGACAACAUCCUCCCCCAUAUUUGGGGGUGUCUAUCCCCUGCAUGCUGCCGUCACUCUCACACCCUCUCACGGGUGUUUUGGUCUGACCGAGGACGUCGAUGGACGUCUGCUCCUCCAGGACACUGUAUCCCUCUACCAUCGAGAGACGCAGGUGACUGGGUCCCCUACAAACGAAUCUGGAUCAUUUUACCUGAGAUUACAGGGUGUGGGUGGUCCGGCACUUCAGAAGCAUCAGUCUAAAGGCUGCUUUGUGGACCACGCACGCACUACGCUGCCAAAAUGAAUGAGAGGCAGGCUCUCCACUCCAUCAUGAAAGACCUGGUUGCCCUUCAGAUGACUCGACGACAGCCGGUGUUUUCCUACGACAGCGGAAAACCAAAGACACUGGCACAGGUUAACAGACAGGAUGAUGUCAGGAUAAAGUUUGAAUACUCGGGAGAAAAAAGGAUCUUGGUGUUUGGAAGGCCUGUGCAAUUUGAGGAAAUUCAGGAAAAAGUAAAGAGUAUCUUUGGCCAGAAGCUUGAGCUCCAUUAUAUGAACAAUGAGAUGUCGAUUCCUCUACGAGGUCAGGAUGACCUGGAUAAGGCAGUAGACCUGCUUGACAGAAGCUCCUGUAUGAAAAGUAUCAGGAUAAUGCUUCUUUCUCAAGAGCUCAGCAAUGCGUCCUCCAACUCUCACCAAUUGUCAUGUAAGCAGGUGAGGAUUAAGGCCUCCCACUCCACUGGAGAUGUUAGUACAGCGUACCAACCCUCUGAACCCAGAGGGCGCCACCUAUCAACAGGUUCCCAGAACACGGGACGAAGUUCCCCUCCUCCUGGAUACGUCCCUGAGCGUCAGCAGAGGAUUGCCCGACAAGGUUCUUACACCAGCAUCAACAGUGAGGGGGAGUUCAUCCCAGAAACCAGCGAUCAGUGUGUGUUGGAUCCCUGGAGCAGUACGGAGAAUUCAGUUUCUGGAAGCUGUCAGUCUCUGGACAGCAACUCAGAAAGCCCAUCAAUGAGGAAGUCUCGCAUGCACAGAGCCAAGAGUUACCCAGAUAACCGGCAAGAGAUAUCAGACCGGGAGAAUCAUGUGUAUGACAGGGUAGCAGGAAAGGGAGGCACCUACCCUCGCAGGUACCAUGUUUCCCUGCAUUACAAAGACCACAGUGAAGGUCGUCGAACAUUUCCACGCAUCCGUCGUCCCCAGGGAAACCUGUUUACUCUAGUGCCCUCACGACGAUCGCUUAAUGGCAGUGAAGAGAGUCUAGGAAGCAGGCAGCAGUUGGACCUACAAGGCAGGCUGCGUCCACAUGAACGUUCUGUUGCCCACAAGUCACCCAGCGCCCCGGUGACGUGGCGUCGGGGGAAGCUUUUAGGCCAGGGGGCUUUCGGUCAGGUCUACCUCUGCUAUGAUGUGGACACUGGGAGAGAACUGGCUGCCAAGCAAGUCCAGUUUGAUCCUGAAAGUCCUGAGACAAGCAAGGAGGUAAGUGCUUUGGAGUGUGAAAUCCAGCUUCUAAAAAAUCUGCAUCACGAGCGCAUCGUUCAGUACUACGGCUGUUUGAGGGACCACAAUGAGAAAAAGCUCACAAUCUUCAUGGAGUACAUGCCAGGGGGUUCAGUCAAAGAUCAGCUGAAGGCUUAUGGGGCUCUGACAGAAAAUGUUACUCGGAAAUACACUAGACAGAUUCUGGAAGGAAUGUCGUAUCUGCACAGUAACAUGAUUGUACACCGAGACAUUAAAGGUGCCAACAUCUUGCGGGAUUCAGAAGGAAAUGUGAAACUUGGAGAUUUUGGUGCCAGUAAAAGGCUGCAGACCAUCUGCAUGUCUGGGACCGGCAUCCGAUCUGUGACCGGCACCCCCUACUGGAUGAGUCCAGAGGUGAUCAGUGGAGAGGGCUACGGCAGGAAAGCUGAUGUCUGGAGCCUUGGUUGCACCGUGGUUGAGAUGCUCACAGAAAAGCCCCCAUGGGCAGAAUUCGAGGCCAUGGCAGCGAUAUUCAAGAUCGCCACCCAGCCGACCAAUCCGCUGCUCCCACCACGUGCCUCUGACCAGGCUCGGGACUUUAUCCGCUGUAUCUUUGUGGAGGCAAAACACAGACCAAGUGCAGAGGAGCUGUUAAGGCAUCCUUUCUCCCAAAUACAGUGCUGAGUAGUGCUUCAACCCUGAACUGAAGUGUAGCACUGGAGCCUUAAUGGGCAAAGCAUUAGCAGUGUUUGAUGCACCUAUCACCGUUAUAUGCUUUAAAGGAGACACAGUCUUCAACACACAAAAACUCUUAAAGCUCACUUUCUUUCCUUUUAUUUCCAGCAUGUGCUGUUCCAAGAGUUUCCACAAGGGGGAAAUAAAUAUUUACUUAUGAGGCUGCUCAUCCUGACAGAAAAUUCACUUCAAAGGAAUCAUUAUGGAGUCACGGUUCAUGCACCAGUUGUGACGAUUCCUGUUUACAUUUAUUUCUUUUGCAGUAAAAAAAAAAGUCCAUGGAAUCCUUUUAUUUUUCAACAUUCAAACCAAAAGUUAUGCACUGUUGCCAAAGAGUUUCUCUGCAACAAAAUGUUCUUAAACUCUGGAAGAUUCUUUAAGCUACUUCCGAUUUCUUGUUUUAAGCAUAUCCAGAUCAAGACACAUUAAGGUAUUAAACCCAGUAAGCUUUUCUUUGUAAUGUGUCCUGAAUAAGGCAACAUGUACCAAAGCUAGUGGGAUCAGUUAUUAAUUCUAUGAAUUAUUAUUAAAAUUACUGUUGACAAAACCAAUUUUCUAUACCUUCUUACUGUUUGUAGCAUUGCUUCAGAAAUGAAGGGUUUUUGCCAUUUCUAAGAAACAUAUCUGUCUAUCAGUGGCAAUAGGAUCAUUGUUAUUUAUCUGACAAUGGCAGAAAUGUCAGAUUUAAGAUAUCAAAAUGAAUUUUGAUUAAAAAGAAAAAAGUAUUUAUUUAAAAGUGUUUUUACUUUUUGACACAAGCAUAAUUCGAUUAUGUGAUCAAAUGGAGUCUUACAAUAAUUUUUUUAAAUGCACAAACUGCAAAAUACACAAUGGAUCUCAAAAGUGCAUUGGUUAAUGACAGUUUUUUUUUUUAGGACAUAACCGUUUCCACCCUUAAAGGUAUAGUGGAGGACUUUAGCAAAUUUUGAAAAGACCCGCUUUCUCCACUUUAAAAAACAAAUGCACAUGCACAACCCUGUAGGGGUACAAAGUUUUAUUAAGCGCGUGAGAAAGCAUGCACGGGCCCAUUCCUCCUCAAGGAUGUGCGGAGACGCAAUGAUAAGACAGUUGCUUGGAUGGAUCUCAUCUCACCUUUAUUUAUUCAUAAAAAUUUUACCCACAAAUAAGACUACUGGUACAUUAAAAAAAUCGUGACAUGCUUCUAUAUGUGUGUGUGUGUGCUGCAGGGGACAUUUGGACAUGUUUGCAGGAUAAAAAAAUAUUUUUGGCCAUCCUAUAACUACUAAUGAUGCAAAUUACAAAAUAAGUUAUCUUCCCUGGAAAGUUACAAUAUAGAGGUAGAUAACUUUUAUUAGCAGUAAUGUGAAAUUAAUUCCUCCAAAUAGCAUGCCAAAUUUUAUCUGUCGAGUAGAAACUUUGCAACCAAGGCAUCGGUGUGGCAUCACGCCAUCGCCUGAAAGAAUCUCCAAAAAACACUCUGGUCUUGUUUCUCUCUUCGGAUGCCUUUCUUCUCUUCUCUUACACUUCGUUGACACUUUUUCUCUCACGACCCACGGCCAUUUUCAAAGAACCGCAGUAAGAAAGGUGAGCUUCAAUGACUGGCUGAAACCGUAGCUCACCACAUAAAAGUGUGCAAACGCAGGAAAAGAUAGCUAACUGAGGACGAGCACGUAGGACAGCCUUACGUAAACAAAUCACCAGGAUGAUUGACCACUUAUUUUGAUGAUCCACCUGGAAAAAUAAUAUCCUCCACUAUACCUUUAAUGUAAUAUAAACCCUGUAUAAUUCAACUGAAAAAAAAAAUAACGCACUAGUUUGUUUGAGAAUUUUAAAAGGUGCAAUAACUGUUUUUGCACAAAUGUGCCCACCCUUAAAUAUCUAUUUUGUGUAUGCACCUUCUGAUUGAUUUUUCAGCAGUCACUCCUAAGUUCAAACCAACCAAGAGGCAGAAGGCAGCAGUUACAACAUAGUAAGCUAAGUGAGUCCUAUUAAAGAAGACUGCAAUAAUAGAAACAAAGGGAGCUUGAACAAGAUAUCAGUUUUCUGUUUUUUAUUUGUCUUAGAAUAUAAAUAGAUUAAAAAAAUCCUUUUUGUCCCACAGUGAGGAAUUCUAAUGUGCUAGCUGCAAAGUGAAAGUCAACUGAAAGCAUUCAGAUAUACAUAAAGGUAAAAAGAUCUAAAAAACGAAAAAGAUCCUGUGCAGUAAGAGCAAAUAUUUAAAUAUUUAAACAAAAAACACUGUACAGUGGCAUACUCAAAUUCAAGAACUCAAUCACAUUUAUUAAUAAUACAAAGCAUGCAUGUAUAAUCCAGAGGAGAAAAAAAACACUAUUUGUAAGUUUGAAACGACAGAAGGGAUGUAAACAAUGACUAGAUUAAUCGGGAUUAGUGUUGCCUGUAGAGUCUGACAGGGAGGAAGGAUCUGCAAUAACACUCCAUGCUGCACCAAUGAUGCAGCAGUGUGUCCCUGAAGAAGCUCUUAGGUUCUGCCUUAGCUUUGUUUGUGGGAUGGGAGACAUUUACCACAUCUCCAGUUUUUCCAGUUGAAUUAUACAACCAAGUCAAUUUUAUACUAGGCAAUCAUAAACCAUCAUGAUGUCAUUGUUUAUAUCUAAAUUCCUGCAUUUUAACAAGUCACUGUUCCAGUUUAGAUGAAUAUCAGUACUGACUGUUUUAUGGGCUUUAUAUAGAGGCAGUAAAACUAUAAAGAUUUCCAGAUUCAAAGAGAAAUGUUGUUUUGAAGCACUUUUUUGAAAAGUAAUCGUGUUCAUCCAACUGAAUCAAAGCUUUGGGAUUUUAAAAUGAAAUCACAACAUAAUUCACUACACCGAAUACUUGAUGCACUGUCACCAACUGCUAUUUUCCUGUCCUAACUCUUUGAUAUUUCCCAUUUAACAGUGUUGAAAUAUAAACAUGUAUGAACAUUUUAGAGAUGAAACCGGAUACUUCUAGUUUUGUACGACUUAUAAAUUUGAAAUGGAAUAAUUAUUAAUGGCUACUAAUCUUUUUUUUUUUUUUAGGAUAAAUGUCAAUAAUGUGCUAUAACUGGAUUUUGUGGGGUUUAGUCCAAAUUUGAAAAAUUCUUUAUUGGUUUUUUAUCCAAAUGUGAUUUUGUUUUUGUUUGUUAUUAUUAUUUAUAGCCCCAUGAUAUCUUAGUCCACUAUUCUUAGGAAAUACACAUCUAUAAAUAUCUAUUUUUAUAUUUUGACUGUAUCAAACCUUUUGAUACUUUAAGCCUUAGUGUUUUUGGAAGAAACAUAUAGAAAGCAACUGGUUUUGCAGACAUUUAAGAAGUGCAUGUUUUCACUUAGACAUUGGGGGGAGAAUGAACUCUGGCUGCCUAUCAGUUACUCCACUGUAAAAAGAACAGAGAAACACAACCUAUGCUGUUCAUCAGAUGAACAGUGCUGUCAGGUUAUAGAAUAUAGCUCAUGAUUAAAGAUGUACCAAUCAGAACUGAGAGGGCAAUUUCUGACCUGCAGAUUUUGUGAAUUUCUGACCUGCUGAUCAAAAAUCGACUUUUUUUUUCACUUGAAGAACCAUAAGAAUGUGUAAAAGAAGCAUUCCAGAUGAUUCUCUAACUUUCCUUCUGAAAGCAGUGGUUAUGUGUCUCAAAUGGAGAGGUGACAUUAUGCUGAGUAUUGAAUAGCAGUUCUUUGAAAACAAAGGCA
Cyprinodon tularosa is the source of this 6671-nucleotide messenger RNA. RefSeq names its product mitogen-activated protein kinase kinase kinase 3 (gene map3k3). The record is from RefSeq and is a predicted model, not a curated record. The transcript has 17 exons. Gene Ontology annotation, molecular function: ATP binding; protein kinase activity; protein binding. Gene Ontology annotation, biological process: protein phosphorylation. NCBI's taxonomy places the organism in Eukaryota, Metazoa, Chordata, Actinopteri, Cyprinodontiformes, Cyprinodontidae. Bases 1135 to 2988 code for a protein of 617 amino acids.